Messenger RNA from Dentiscutata erythropus, 2217 nucleotides. The record is from the annotation of a GenBank genome assembly. NCBI's taxonomy places the organism in Eukaryota, Fungi, Glomeromycota, Glomeromycetes, Diversisporales, Gigasporaceae.
AUGAAAUCUCGAGAGGCACUACUAAACUUGGCAACCUUGGAAAUCAUCGUUCCAAAUGGAAUUAUAAAAUUUACUGAAGAAAAUAUCGAUACUAUAUUUAAUAAAAAGUCUAGGACUAUCGCAUUUUAUGAUGAGCAACUUUGUUUCUAUCUCUUGAUCAGUCUUCCCCAUGAUUCCGGUAUUUCUGAUUUGGUUAUAGCAAAGGCGUUUUUUCAACAAUUAGAGAUAAAUGUUGAAGCAUCUAUGGUUGAUGCGAGCAAUUUAUCUGUGCCUGCUCCUCCUGCUCAAUCUAUUUAUCGUUAUCCUCCGGGAAAAUCGGGAAAAUCGAGAUCAAGUUCGGCAACUACUUCUCCUUCAAUACCUGGAACGCCUACUUGUUCUUCCAUGUACAAAAAUUUAAAUAAAGCGUCAGAAGGAACUGUUAUUUAUUCCAACACUUAUAACUUGAGCUUAGACGAACGAGGUAUGAUGGUUACAAAGCGUAAGGGUUGUUGGAAUUGUGUCAUUCCAUUAAACGCUCCUAUAGUCCUUGCACAAUCGCGUGCUCAUAGUCCAGCAUUGUCUCUAAGUGUAUCAACAUCGUUGUUACCUUUAGUCGAAGACAUUUCAAAACAUGAAAUAAUACCUCCUACAUCCGAAUCGUAUGCUGCGCAUCAUUUCGGCAAGAUGAAUUUAUUAGCUGGUCUAAAUGAUGAUCCUGCAUUUGGUGAUUCUGCAAUAUUUCGACUACCAUCUACACGUCUGCCAGGAAUAUGUAAUGAACCAAAACGAAGCAUAUAUCCGGCUGUGCAAUCAGUGAAACGUAGUUGCCGCAAAAUGCUAAAUGUUAAAUCCGCGUUAAGCGUACAGUUACGAACUACUAAUGUAUCGCCAUUGGAAAAUACCAUUUUGGUUUCCGUUGUACUGGCUAAUAAUUCUGCCGAAAAAACUGGUUCAUUUGUUGUGGAAUCAAUAAAAAUGAAUAUUCCUCAUGGCUUCGUAACUAAAUAUGAAUUAACACAUAAAAGUGAGGCUGUGGAUGAAUUCCCGAUGACGUUACACCCGGUCGAUCAGGCCACAUUUCUUUACAACGUCACAGUACUCGAGAAACCUCCCUUACCUAAAACUGAUCCACCACAGCACUGCCCUACUCCAAGCCCAAAUUCUUGCGUAUCGUCGCGUCGAAAUUCGGUAGCAUCCAUUUUUUCAAAUACUUCAUUCGAACCGCCUCCUCCUCCUGAAGAAGAUCAACAGCGAUCACUUUCCGUAAUAAUAAAAGGCUCUCCCAUAUUCGAGGGUGAGAAAAUAUCAUGUAUAGAAUCUGAAUGGAGCUGCACGCUAGAUUUAAAUAGUUUGUUAAACAAUGAUGAUUCGCUGUCUCCUAAUAAAUUAAGUCGGUCGAAUCAACGAACAUUAUCAUUAACUUCGAAAUUUAGAAGUCUAUCAAGUGCAUCAUCAAUAUCAUCAAGAAGUUCUUUAUAUUUGCCAACGGGCAUAACGACUCCAACUGUUUCAAGGAAUUUCUAUUCAGCAAUGAUGAAUGGUUAUAUAAAUAAACAAAUAAAUGUAAUGCAUGAUAAUGAGUCAUUGUACAGUGUUAAUGGUAUACUUUCUGGUGGAAGGACAAUGAUACCAAAAUCUCCAACCACAAAUAUUGAAAAUAGUGUGGUCAUGUCAUUUUUUGUAAAUACAAAUAUAAUUGUUGGUCAGGUGUUCACAAUACAAGUUUACAUAGUAAACAAAUCAUCACACGUCCAAAACUUGGCGAUUAUAGUUCCUAAUAAAAAGAGACCGAAUGAAUCUGCAGUCAGAAUAUUAUCGCCAAUAUCAUUAUCAUCAAAGUCUUCAAAAUCUUCAAAAUUGUCAAGUGUUGGUCAUACUGACAUUUUAAUACAUGGCAAUCCUCCAAGCCAAAUAGAACCUUUUAUGGAAGAAACAGAAUACUUAAAAAAAUACUUUGAUGUUGAAACACCAGAUGCAGAUAUAGUUUGUCUGGAAAAUAAUGUUCGAGUAGGUCCUUUAAAUCCUUCGUCCUCAGAAUAUGUAACGUUACAUUUUAUAGCAGUAAAAGAAUCGUUACAUGUAGUAGAACUGAUACAAGUGGUAAACACUGAUACAGGAUUUAUAACUAAUCUAAGAAAUGUUUUGGAAGUUUUAGUUUCAAAAGACUCAUCAUCUAAAAACGAGAAUAACUAUUCUGAUGUGAUAAUGAAGAAACAAGUAAUAGUUGCUGAAUAG